UUCAUCAUUUUGCCAUUUCACGUCCAGCUGGCAGCGAAAUCGAAAGUGACUGCUCCCGAAGACCCAAGACAUAUAUAUAUAUCUAUACAUAUAGAGAGGUCUUCAGAAAAAAGUUCAUGGUACUACUGCCAACAGAUCCUCCCGGCAGCUGAAGCAGGCAGUUGACUUUCAAAAGUGUCAAUAAAAUUUAUGUAAAAAAGCAGUUAACGAAAAAGUUGAUACAGCAUUGACAACAACAACAAUAACAACAACAAGGAGAGCAACCUAAGGAGCCACAACAACAGCAACAAAACACAGCUCAAAAUGCUGCUCAAAAUUUUCAUCCUGGCCUUUCUGGCCUCCCAAUCCUCGGCAGACUCAGCGGAUCCCCUGGCGACAUCUGCCAGCGAGAGUCAAGUAAAGUUGACCGAGGAAAUUCCAGCUGCGGCGGUCCCUUUCGAGACCUCACACAAACAUCCCGACGCCUUGGAGCGGGAGGAAGGCUUCCAUACCUCCCAUAGAAUUAGCAUAAGGGCCACAGAUUCCGCCGACUAUUCGAUGAACUUAUUGCCCACCAAGGAGCGUCCCGAGCUGAAUCCCGUUCUGAGUGCUCUGAUCAACGAGGAUGUGAUGAAGAGCAUCGAGGCUAAACGAGCCAUCGAAGAGGAGGAGCUGGCCGAAGUGAGGCGUGAAAUUGAGGAGGCCGCUCAAGCGGAAUUGGCCCAAAAGAGGGAACCGACCACCACUGAGGCGCCUGCUCCACUGCUGACAACCCUGCCCACAGCCGCCAAGAAGAUCGAUAACCUGGAUGAAGAUAUUGUGGUGGAUCCCCACGAAGAGUUCGUCAACCAAAACUUCGCCCUGGAAGGUGCAGGCAGUGAGAACAGCAAGAAAUCUCGCAUUGAGAUCAAAAAGGGACCCAAUGGUCAGGAUUACGAGUACGAGUAUGUCUACUACUACGAAGAGGACGAGGAGCCCAGCAAAGUGGAGGCGUCUGCUGAGCCCGAGGUGCGCGGUAAGACUAGGUACACGAAUAUCGAUAGGAGCACGACAGCCACUCCAAGUGAGAAUAGUCUGCAGAGUGGCAAGGCCAAGGGCAGAUCCUCAGAUGCCUCUGAAGAUAUCGAGGCCGAACGUCUGCCGAUGAUCACCAGGUUCCCCAGUCGCGGCAAGAACAUUGAAGUGCCCCCAACGCCCGCCUUGGAUUCCUUGGAAACCGCCGCCGAGCGCAAGAAGAUCAGUGUCAAGCGUCCCAGUUUGGAGUUGGUGGACAGUGCUACCUUCAACACUGAUGAGAAGCAGAUCAAGGCCACUCGCAAGGGUGGUGAAAGUGAACUGAAGCCAGUGAUUGCCGUCGAACAGGAGGAGGCGGCGGCCAGGAAGAAGCAGGAGCAGCAGGCCAAGGACGAGCAGGCCAAAAAGGAUCAGCAAAAGGAGGCCGAAGCGGCAGCCGAACAAGAGGAAUCGGAACAGACCACGCCUUCAAUGGAGAAGGCCGCCCUCGAUCUCUACGCCAUUUUGACCAAUGAAAACCUUAACAACGAGCAGACCACCGCCUUUCCAGAUACCGAGGGAUCCGAGGGUGUCACCACUUUUGCUCCAGACACCGCCAGCACGGAUCAGGAUGACGCCGGCGGUCUGACCACGCUGACCGAUGAGAUUUCCUCGACCAGCAGCACCACCACUACGACCACAACGACAACCACCACGACCACCACAACGGAGGCACCCACUACCACCACUACCACAACCACAACCACGGCAGCUCCUUCUCUCUUCGGUGGCAGGAGGUCGGGAUUGAAUGGUCUGGCCGGUCGCAAUCGUUUCAAGCUAAACAGGUCCGAGGGCGGCAGCACCACCACAAGCACCACCGAGGUACCAGCCACCGAAACCACAAAAACUGGCAGAAAUCGCUUUUCGCGUCCCUCGAUUGGAGGACGUUCUCGUCCUGGAGCUCGCACCACCGCAGCACCAGAAGCCCAAUCAUCGGCAGCUCCAUCCGCGGAGGAGGAAGUUGUGGUCGCAAAGGAAGUUAAGCCCGUAAGCACGGGCUUCGCACGCGGCAGACCUCGCAACCGUUUCAAUCUGCGCGGCUCCACCACCACGAGCACCACCGAGCGUCCCAGCGAGGAAUCUCCCGCUGAAGGUGACGCCCCCGCGGAACCUACCGCCCCCUCAUCAACCACUGCAAGGAGCACGCUGCGUGGUCGUCCCGGACUGGGAUUACGUGGACGCAGUCGCACCACCACCACCAAGGCACCCGCCAACGCAGAGGGUGGUGCCGAGGCGUCUGAGGGUGGUGCCACCACCAGUUCCGAGGAAGCCAAGUCCGCAGCAGCUGCUCCCGCUUCUCCCGCGGAGCCAGUGCGUCCGUCCCGCUUCAAUCUUCACCGGGCCGGCGGCAACCGGCUGCUGCCACGCGGAAAGCUGGGAAGAUCGGGAGUCAGCACGGAGGCGCCCAAGGAAUCGUCGCCAGCGGCCGAAGAUUCAGCCGCCGAUAGCAGUAGCCAUCACAAUGACGUCAAGGAGGAGGAGACGGCAGGCGGCGAGGCCGGCGAGAAGUCGAACAGCGAGGCGGGCGAUCCAUCCGCCGCCGCUGCUCCUGCGUCUCCCGUUACCGGGCUUAAUCGCCUCAAGACCCGGCCACGCCUCAACGCCCUAACGCACAAGACUGAUGCGGUCAAGCCGAAGGCAGCCGCAGCCCCCGCCCCCGCGCCCAGGAAGAUCAAUCCCCUGCUGGCCAAGCGACGACUCCACCUGGGAGCCACCUCCACCACGGAAGCCCCCGCUGAGGAGGAGCACUCUUCGGCAGACUCCUCUGCGGAGCAGCCCGCCAAGGAGGAGGCUUCCGCCGGAGGAAGCGACGAGUCUGGCGGAGAUGGAGCCGGCAAGCAGGAGCAGGAAACCACGGAGGGGACGGAGGCAACCACCAAGCAGCAGGCCCGUGGAUUGGGACUCUUGGGACAGCGUCGUCGUCUGCCGCUUCGCAAGCCGGGAACGAUUCUGUAAAGCCACUCAAAUCCAAUCCACACAACACAAUCCAAUCCAAUACAAUCCAAUCCAAUCCCAACCAGUCCAAACCACAAAUCGCCAUCCGCCCAUUGAAUCCUGAAUAGAAUACUCGUCACGAUUCGCUGCUGCAUAAUCCUAAAAUCGGGAUGAUGGCCCACACAAGCGAUAAUAACUCUUACAAAUUGUUUGAUAUAUACAUAUAUGUACGUCCUUUAAGUUUCCUCCUCCUCGUACUCCUCCUCCCAAGGACUCGUUAGCUUUGUACACAUAUUACACUAAUUAAACUACUGAUAAAUGCGGAUAUACAAUGUAAGUAGGAUCCCUCCUUGCGUCAAGAGAAAAAGUCACCAAAACGGAAUUCACGGAGCGAGCCGAAGAACGAGGAGAUUCCAAGCCACUCGUAGACCACUAAGCACAAAAAAAACCCGAAAAAUGUAACUGAGAUGCGAUUGCCCUAUAAUAUAUAUAUA
Messenger RNA from Drosophila gunungcola (fruit fly), 3461 nucleotides. Its product is annotated as mucin-19. The record is from RefSeq and is a predicted model, not a curated record. NCBI's taxonomy places the organism in Eukaryota, Metazoa, Arthropoda, Insecta, Diptera, Drosophilidae. The transcript is spliced from 6 exons. Bases 304 to 2988 code for a protein of 894 amino acids.